AUGUUCGAAAAGUAUAUCAAAGGCAAAAAUGGUGCCGUUAUCGGAUCACAGAGACCUUGGGCUGAAGUGUUCGCGUUGAAAGCAGGUGCGGCUAGUGUGCUCACCAUCGAAUAUCAAGAAUUGGAAAUUGAAACAAAACAGCCAAUGAAAUGGAUCCAUCCAGUCAAAUUGGCCAAGGAAUGGACUAGUUACGAGGAGACAUUCGACUUCAUGAUCAGCUUCUCGUCUCUCGAGCACAGCGGCUUGGGAAGAUACGGUGAUCCAUUAGACCCUUGGGGAGAUGUGCGUGAGAUGGCCAAAGUUCUGUGUCUUCUCAAGAAUCGUGGCCUGAUGAUCGUCGGUUUUCCUGUUGGCUCUGAUGCCGUUAUUUGGAACGCUCAUCGGAUAUACGGCGCGAUUCGAUUACCGUGGAUGAUACAGGAUUUGAAAAAGAAACCCGGUCCGAUCACCGUUCUUCUCUUCUCGAAUGAUCUCUCAUGGAUGCGCGAGACAUACUCAGAAAUUUAUCGAAAUAAAAAUGACAACGAAUCCUUUGUACAAGUCGGCAACGUUCUUUACAUUUUGGUCGAUAAUCUUUCUGCUUUCAACACUUUGAUCGUGGCCAAAGAUUAUUGCGACAAUUUUCUGAUUACCGCUGCUGCUUCAACGUACGCCUAUAUGAUGUCUUUUCUCGCAAAAAACGGUCGUGCAAAAGUUUUCUAUGCUGAGCUCAACUCCGAUGCGAAGACCAGCAGGCGACUGGUUGUGGUUCGAUCAAAG
Molecule: messenger RNA, 759 nt
Organism: Mesorhabditis belari
Lineage: Eukaryota; Metazoa; Nematoda; Chromadorea; Rhabditida; Rhabditidae
Source: the annotation of a GenBank genome assembly